AUGGCCGGCCAUGGGCGGUUCGCGUCGACGUUGACCUCCGCUGCGAUGGACAUCGGCUUCUAUGGAUCGGUUCGACGCCGCGUGGAUGGGGCGCUUUGGCAUCCGUUUCGGGGGAGCCACUGUCUCCUGAACGACCUGAGUUGGUAUGAUCUGGGGCUAUACGGCUUUGGCCCCUCGAGAAGCUAUGUUUCGUUCGAAUAUGAGUCUCCCACGGUACAGAUUUCUGAAUGGGAGUCGGGCUGCGACUCACGGUACACUUUUUUCGCCCCCCGAGGAGACUCGGUUGCCCAGCCGGGGCCGAUGAUACUCGACUCCAAAGGGGAGCUGGUCUGGAUGAAAUACAAUUGGGAUGUGACCCAAGACUUCAAGGUCCAGCGGUACCAGGACACUGACUAUUUGACAUACUGGGAGGGAGGUGAGACCGAAGGUCGGGGUUAUGGAGCCUGGUAUAUGCUGGAUUCGACGUAUACUCAGCGAUAUGUGAUCUCUCCUGUUGGAAACUAUGGCGGUGAUCUCCAUGAAUUCAACAUCACUCCCGAAGGAACGGCUCUCGUGACAAUUUAUGAUCCUGUUCCAGCCGACCUGACCUCCAUCGGGGGCCCAGAGUUGGGUUGGAUAUAUGACGGUGUCUUUCAAGAAAUUGACAUUGCCACGGGCGAACUCCUCUUCGAAUGGCGCGCAUCAAAUCAUUACCCCAUCAACAGCACUUAUGAGAAACUCGGCAAGUCAGGAAUAGUGCGCAACUUUGCCUUCGACUUCUACCACAUCAAUAGCGUCGACAAAGACGAUGAUGGAAAUUAUAUCGUCUCAGCGCGACAUACCCAUACCGUGAGCUGCAUUGACAAGAACACUGGCCAGGUGCUGUGGACCCUGGGUGGCAAGCUUAACGAGUUCCACGAUCUCUCAGGGGGAAAAGCAACUGACUUUGCAUGGCAACAUGAUGCGCGCUGGCACAAAAACAAUACCUUGACUCUUUUUGACAAUGCACGCCACUCGAGUAAUGACCCAUACAGUGAAAGUCGCGGGGUAGCCAUCGAGCUUGACGUUGCCGCUCGCGAGGCGUCAUUGCGCGCCGCGUACCAUCAUCCUCAACAGAUGUGGUCGGUAUCGCAGGGCAACGUCCAGAUGCUGGAUGAUAGCGGCCGAGUUCUUGUCGAGUGGGGCCACAGUGCUGCAUUUAGCGAGUUCAGCGCCGACGGACAGUUGCUAUGCAACACUCAUUUCGGUGCCUCGGCCUUUUUCGGGUUCGGGCGGGUAGUCUCCUAUCGUACCUUCAAGGGCACCUGGGUUGGCCGGCCGCAGACCGUCCCAGACGCCGAAGUGCUGGGAGGACAUGUAUAUGUGAGCUGGAACGGUGCAACAGAAGUCGUGGCAUGGCGUCUGGAGGUCUGGGAAAUGGACGAUGUUAACGACAACUCGUAUCAGGCCGUGGCCCAAUUUCCGAAAGAUGGCUUCGAGACCGAGAUCAAGAUUCCCGAAAAUCUCGAGCUUACCCUAUUCCGAUUGGCAGCAUUAGACUCCAAUGGAAAUGUGCUAGGCGCCACCGAAUUACUCCAGCGAGAGCAAGGCGGCAGUUUCGAGCAGGUCAUGAACCCCCAAUACUGGAUUAUUGGCAUGGCUUUUGUUAUGAGCGGAGUCGGCUUGUUUGCCGGUUUGUAUACAUGUUGCGGCUGGGGCCAUUAUUUCCGUCGCUGUCGCUCCCGUUCCAGCGAAUAUCAGUUGGUCGCCUUUAGCGAUAGCGAUGCGUCCGUUUGAAAUCGUGUCGAGUUCACUGCCCUGGUUGUCUUGUUCAGUGGAUAUGAUUCACAGUCUGACAACGCUGCAAGGCAGGUUUCAGCGCCAUGCCGGUCGUCGCGACAGAAACCGUGAAUCGGAUGUGGCAGGCUCAGCGCCACUCUUUCUUUGUAUAUACUAUCUUGAACCCUGUACAU
This is a messenger RNA of Aspergillus sclerotioniger CBS 115572, 1931 nucleotides long. RefSeq names its product arylsulfotransferase family protein. The transcript has 3 exons. Bases 1 to 1755 code for a protein of 584 amino acids. Lineage: Eukaryota; Fungi; Ascomycota; Eurotiomycetes; Eurotiales; Aspergillaceae. The record is from RefSeq and is a predicted model, not a curated record.